This is a messenger RNA of Striga hermonthica, 4035 nucleotides long. Lineage: Eukaryota; Viridiplantae; Streptophyta; Magnoliopsida; Lamiales; Orobanchaceae. The record is from the annotation of a GenBank genome assembly.
AUGGCGGAGAGUAAGUUGAACCUUCCGGAGGAUCUCAUUACAUCUACGCCGGCCGAUCAACUGUGGACUCCGAAAGCUUCACUGGGAAAAGAUGAAGACAGGGGAUUGGCUGGAUUACUGGAUGAAUCAAAGGAUCAAGCAGUGUCUGAGAGCAUUCCAUUGUCUCCUCAGUGGCUGUAUGCUAAGCCAAAUGAGCCUAAAAUGGAGACCCGUGGGCCAAGCUCUUUAUCCCUUGGAAGUUCUGCUGAUGUGAACCAGAAGGAGGUUUGGCGCUCAGAUGUGAUAGAGGAAAAAAAAGACAGGAGAAAAGUUGGUCAUGAACCUGAGGGAGUGCGCCGCUGGCGUGAAGAAGAAAGGGAAACUGGAUUGCUUGGUCGAAGGGAUCGCAGGAAGAUGGAGAGACGCGUUGAAAAUGCUCCAGCCAGAGAAUCAACUGACAAUAGAUCUUUGCCUGCCACUGAGAGGUGGAAUGAUGCUAGUGGUCGCAAUUCUGGACAUGAACAGAGGCGUGACAGCAAAUGGUCCUUAAGGUGGGGUCCUGAUGACAAAGAAAAGGAUAUUCGGGUGGAGAGAAAGACAGAGAUGGAGAAGGAAGAGCCGCAGACUGAAGGUCAAUCAUUUGUUUCGAAUACCCGUUCUGUUCCUGAACGUGAUUCAGAUUCCCGUGAUAAGUGGAGGCCGCGACACAGGAUGGAUGGAAAUCCAGGUGGGUCUGGUUAUCGUGCUGCACCGGGAUUUGGCAUUGAAAAGGGACGAGUUGAGGGGUCGAAUGUGGGCUUUACCAUAGGGCGUGGCAGGUCAAGUGUUUCUGUUAUAAGAAGUCCAUUUGCAAGUCCAAUUGGUGUUCCGGAAUAUGACAAGAAUGGAAAUGUUCUUGGGAAAACAAUUCUUGAUAGAACAUUUGUUUACCCUAGGGGCAAACUUCUCGACAUAUAUCGCAAGCAAAAGCUGGAUGCUUCUCUUGCCCACAUGCCUGAUAAUUUUGAGAAAGUACCCGCUGUAAGCCAGUUGGAGAAUGUUGAGCCUUUAGCUUUUGUUGCUCCUGAUACCGAGCAGAAGGCCAUCUUGAAUGACAUAUGGACUGGUAAGUUAACAAGCAGUGGAGCCUCUUACAGUUCACUUGAGAAGGGCAGGUUAUCUGAAAACAUGUCAGAAUUGGGGGACAAUGAAAUCAAUGAGGGAAGGCCAGCGUCCUCUGCUGACGUCGAUGAAGAGUUGCCCAACUUCCAGAAAACUUCAUUUGAUAUUCAUGAAUACAGUGUUGAUAACGUCUUCUACCAUACUUCACCAAGAAAAGAGAAAUCUGCAGAUGGUGAAGAGAAAUAUGAAGUUCCAGUGGCUAUGUUCGACAGUGUCAAAUCUGCCAUAUUAUUCGAUGCUAAUAAUAACCUUCUUGGUGAGGGGAACUCUUUGGCAUCAUCUCAGAACCAUUGGGGUGGUCAGCUACCCAAUAUUGGGAGUGGAGCAAAUGAGUAUCCGCUAGAUAGAGGGAUUCCUCCCGAGGAACUAAGUUUAUACUAUCAGGAUCCUCAAGGAGAAAUCCAGGGCCCUUUUCUUGGUGUGGAUAUCAUUUCAUGGUUUGAGCAAGGAUUUUUUGGGACUGAUUUACCUGUCCGUUUUGAAGAUGCUCCUGAUGAGGCACCUUUCCAAAAAUUGGGAGAUGUGAUGCCUCAUCUGAAAUUUCGAAAUGAGUACGAUAGUGAAGCUAAUUUAAGUUCCAAUAUUUUAGAGAAAUCUGCCAUUAUGGAGGGUACAUUGGAAACAUUACGUUCUGUUCCUGCAUCGGAUCCUUCCAAUGUAAUAGAUGGCUCAGGCUGGCAGUUGUCUGAUUUUGAUGCUAUCCCUCCACAGCAAGCUCAUCCUGGAGCAAGUGAACAUCAAUGUCAGCCGUCACAACACUUGUACACUCAGGGAGACGAUUCUCAUGAUUUUGGUGCACUGGAUGAAGAAAUUUUGUUACCUCAAAGACCUGGAAAUGGCAGCACUGAUAUAGGACAGAUGUCCAGAGGGUAUGCUGAACAUGCUACAAGCAGUGGCAACCAAACUUAUCAUACCAUUGAAAUGACAGAUUCUGUUGUGUCUAAUAAAAAGGAUAGUAUUUUGCAUCCUCUUGGUUUGUUAUGGUCUGAGCUUGAGAGUACGUCCUCGAGGAAUGAUCAGACACCCAUAUUCAGUGGGGUUGCACCAGAUAAAUUUGUAAACCCUGUUUCUGGAGGCCUUGAUCAUUUUGGUGCAAUGGCUAAUCUUAGUCAUGCCCCUGAGGGAUGGAAUGAUAGUUAUAGCAGCAGUGCACUUUCUGAUUCCAAAGUGUACCAUGGCGUUAUUGAUACUGGCCAUGUUUCAAGAGUGAACCAAGAAUACAACCAUUAUGGGUUAACAGAGAAGCUGUUGCCCCAACUUCAGCUGCAGCAGCAUCUUCAGCCACAUAAUGUGAUGCUAUCAAAUAAUAGACACUUGAAUGAAGCAAUGCUUGACGGGGGGCCCAUCUCGAAAUUGAUGCACCACAAGCAGCUUGCCAUUCAGUCGGGGCAAGAUAUGGAACAUAUCCUGGCCAUGCAGUUGCAACAGCAGAGGCAGAUGCAGCUUCAACAGCAGCAGCAACAACUACAACAACAGCAGUUCCAUCAACAACAAAUGCUGUUGAAAGAGCAACAUCAGUCUCAGGCGAGGCAAGUUCUUUUUGAGCAGCUACUGCAUAGUCAAAUGCUCGAGUCUGGUCGUGGGCAGUCACGUCUUGAGACUCUCAGGUCUGGUGCUGCUCAAGCGAUACUGAAGCAACAAAUCCUAAAUGAUCUGCAGCAGCAUUCCCAAUUCCCAAGGCAUCUGGAUCCAUCACUUGAGCAGCUAAUUCAAGCAAAAUUUGGUCAAAUACCCCAUCAAGGACAUCAAAAUGAUAUGUUGGAGCUUUUAUCUCAGGGAAGACUUGGUGAGGUUCACUCCCUUGAACAACAGAUUAUUCAGCAAGAUCAGCUACAUGGGAGGCAGCAGUUGCCGUUGGGGCUGAGGCAACGACUGGAUAUGGAAGAAGAAAAGCAAAUUAAUCCUGGAUGGUCAUUUGAUGAAGCAGGCCAGUUCCACAGGAAUCCUGUUCCUUCUAGUAGAGCUGUAUCUGCUGGGUUUGGACAUUUGGACUUCUAUUCCCAGCAAGUGCCAUCUUCCGACAGUAGGAAUCCUUCAGUACAAGAUAGACUUCAACAUGGCCUUUAUGAGCACGGCAUGUUACCUUUCGAUCGUCCGAUGCCAUUGCCUGUGGAUGGUGGAUUGAAUCGUGAUUUUGUGAAUUCCAUGACUAGACCUCAAGGUUUAGAAAUGCAGGAACAGAUUGCCCGGCUACAACCUGGUGGUUUAUCAAUGAAUGUUUAUUCUCAGCAUUCAAACCACCCUUUAGUUCCAAAUCAAUUUCAAGCUUCACGCUUGGAUACAACAGACAGUAUUUGGCCAGAGGAUAAUGGUCAAUUGUCGAGCGACUGGAUGGAGUCAAGAAUGCAACAGCUGCAUCUUCGUAAUGAGAGACACAUUAGGGAAUUGGAUGCUAAAAGGAGUAUUGAAGAAUCUAGUUUUUGGAUGUCUGCUGGAGCAAAUGAUGAUGACAGUUCUAAGCGCUUGCUAAUGGAGUUACUACAUCAGAAGUCUGGUAACCCAUCCAGUGAACAGUUUGAUGUGAUUAAUGGAAUAGCACACGAGAGGAGGCCAUCUUCGGUCCAUCAGGAAUCUGGUUUUGACAACUCAUUCACUGUUGGGUCUUAUGGUUCUGAUUCUGGUGGACAAAACCAGAAUAGAUCUUCCGAUGGUAUUACCAAAGUUAAUGAAAUUGGCGAGUUGUCUUAUAGAUCUGAAGGCAGAACAUUAGUUGAAGGAAGACCAUUUGUGGCAGACAUUGGUGAAAAUGCUCAGGGAGUAAUUUCAGAGGCUCAGGAUGGCAUAGUUGAGCAGACUCACUUGGUAUCUGUAGAUCGAGGUGAAAUGACAGCUAAUGCCCUUGUCAGGCACAAGUCACUUAGCUCCGCUGGUAAUGUUUUCGCGUUCCUUCUAUAA